CCCCCCCCCUGGCCCCUUGCCAGCCUACUUCCCGCCUCCUCCCCAGCACCAUGACCGCACGGUCUGAUGGUCCUCGCUCAGUGAAGCGGGUGCCCAUCUUCCGCGCCUUCCACCCCGACAGCCAGGUGGCUUCCUCCUUUGAGACCCGUUCUCUUUCUUCCCUGACCCUGGCCCGGGGCCCCGCCUCGGGGGGACACGGAUCCGAUGACGGGCUCUCCAGCGAUCUGAGCUCCAGCGAGGGCAGUGGCCCUGACAACAUCGGUGGCCCGGGUGACAAGCGCCCCCGGCCGAGCGAGGAAUCGCCAGCCUCCCCGACGGCCAAGCGCCCGCGUGCCGGGUCCAUCUCCGACGAGGAUGCCGAGUGCGCGGUCAUGGCCGCGGCUGUCGCCGCUGCCACCAGCACCACCACCCUACCGCCCGCCUGUCCAUACACGGUUUCGGCGCUCGUGGCCCGUGUGGACAACCAGGAGCAAGCCGCCGCCCGGGCCCGGGCCUUGGCCGGAAUCAAGGGCGAGACCAUCCGCAUCUACUGCGAUGGGAUCUACGAUCUCUUCCACUUCGCACAUGCCCGGAUGCUGGAGCAGGCCAAGCACCUGUUCCCCAAUGUUCACCUGAUUGUCGGCGUGUGUAACGACGAGAUCACCCGCAAGAACAAGGGUCCCUGUGUCAUGACCGAGGACGAGCGCGUCGAGUCCGUCCGUCACUGUCGCUGGGUUGACGAGGUGAUUACCGACGCCCCGUGGGUGUUGGACCUUGACUUCUUGGAUUUGCACAAGAUUGAUUUCAUCGCACACGAUGCCGAGGUGUACCCCUCGGCCAACCACUCGGACGUGUAUGGCGCUGUCAAGAUGAAGGGGCGCUUCCUCUCCACCCAAAGAACCGAUGGCGUGUCCACAUCGGACCUGAUUGCGCGCAUCCUCCGCAACUACCAUGGCUACACCCGAAGGAAUCUCCGCCGCGGGUACACUGCCAAGGAGCUGAACGUAUCCUUCUGGCGCGAGCACUACAUCAAACUCCAGGACAAUGUCGACGUGGCCACCGCCGAAUUCAAGAAGCGCUUCAGCGACACGAAGUCCGAGUUCGAGGCCGCCCUCCGGCGUGGGCGUGAGGUCCUCUUUUCGGAAUUCACAUCCGACCUGCCGGACGGCGGACCAACCCGCGGCCGUCUGCCUUCCGAGGGAGUCACCUCGUCGAAUGCCACAUCUUCUGCCGACCCCUCGGCCUCCGCCAUCCCGGCAAACGGCACCUCGACCGCCGAAAGCUCCGACGCCCCGGGGCCGGCGCGCCCCUCCGCCUCGACGUCCAGUAAGCCUCGACGCCGCGAGACCUGACCCGGGGGCCAACCAUGCCGCAUGCCGCAUG
Messenger RNA from Fonticula alba, 1362 nucleotides. Its product is annotated as choline-phosphate cytidylyltransferase. Lineage: Eukaryota; Rotosphaerida; Fonticulaceae. Gene Ontology annotation, biological process: CDP-choline pathway. The record is from RefSeq and is a predicted model, not a curated record. The transcript is spliced from 6 exons. Bases 51 to 1331 code for a protein of 426 amino acids. Gene Ontology annotation, molecular function: choline-phosphate cytidylyltransferase activity; phosphatidylcholine binding.